CCGCCACCCGCUCCACUCGCGUCUGUACCGCGAACAGUUUCUCCACCGUCUGUACUCUCAUGUCAAUAUAAUCCUUUGUAUUUGUAAUAAAAUAUAUAAAAUUCGGGAAUGUGGACAACAGGUUAGGUUUUGAACGAGAGAAUUGAAGGAAAGAUGGCGCGCUUGGUCUGGCUGGCACUGGCGCUGGUGGUGCGCGCCGCAGCUGACGAGGCGGCCGACCCUGAUGGGCUGCUGGAGAAGGCACCAGAUGCUGUGGAUUCUGAGUACUCCAUAUUUGUCGGUCGCUGGACGGAGUGUGCCCUUUCGGAAAAGGACUUUGCGCUUGAAAGAUACAACAGGCAAAAGAACCCUGACUCACUGGUGCACACUCCCAGGCUCGGCCUCCAACGGCGACAGGUGCAGUGUCGGAAGAAAGAUGGCCGCUUCGUCGAGGCCAUGUUUUGCGGCCCAACCCUGGAGCGCGUAGGCACAACCAGGGUGUGCGUGAUGAAAGAUGACUGCAGCCUGGGUGAGUGGUUGCCAUGGCGACCGCGCCAAGAUGGCGCACUGGUACGCACGCGCCGACUACGACGAUUGCCACAAGGUGGCGGCAAGGAGUGUGAUGUGGUGGAGGAAAUCAGGCCAGCGGCGUUGGAGGCCAGCGCUCACUGGACCCCAGGCCCUUGGGGACCAUGUCGGGUCGCCAUCGAACAACCUGUCACACCUCCCACGAGCGACGACAGCGACGAUGAUGCAGACGACAAUGACGCCAUUUACGAUGAUGAUGACGACGAAGCAGAUGAUGAAGAGAAACAGACCAGUCAAGCCAGUUGUGGAGGAGGAGUUCAAAGACGCGAAGCAACUUGCGUGAAAUCUGAUGGAAGGGCGUUGCAUGUAGCGCAGUGUGCGCAUGCGCCGCUACCAACGUUAGUCCAGCCAUGUGAGGUACCAUGUCCAAGGGAUUGCGAAGUCGGAGAAUGGAGUGAAUGGGGCGCCUGCCAGCCCACUGACGGUUGUCCAUUAUACCCUGUCCAACAGCUUACAACUACAGGUUACAGCGUUCGCCGCCGACGCGUUAUUUCCGCAGCAUCGGGUGGUGGAGCCCCGUGCCCUCCGCUGGAAGAGAAAAGGACCUGCUCCUCUCCUCGCUGCGCGUCUUGGAAGGCCCUGCCUUGGGGACCGUGUGUACUCAACCAGCCUCACACUACUUGUGGCCCGGGGAAACGCACUCGUGAGCUGAGAUGCGUUGGACAUGACGGGAAAGAAGCUCAGCGCGCGUGGUGCAGUGGCACGGGGGCUCCGGCGCGCACGGAGCGCUGCCGCAUCGCCUGCGCCGGCGACUGCGUCGUGUCCUCUUGGGGGCUGUGGUCUCCUUGCUCUGCGGCUUGUGCUUCGGCGUCCCAUCCCCCUCCCACCAGGAGUCGACGACGACAUAUCUUGGCUCAUGCUGCUCCUGAUGGUUGGCCCUGUCCAUCAGAAGAUCAGCUCGUCCAGAAUGAAACAUGUAACAACCACGCAUGCGCGACUUACUCCUGGCUGGCGACUCCGUGGGGACCCUGCGAGAGACGACGAGAGGACUACAUAGCUAACACUAACUACACUGAUUUGCUGGAUGGAGAUCCUUACAAUGUGAGUGACGAAGAAGAGCCGUGCGUAGAAGAAGGCGAGAUGGUCCGGGACGUGAUGUGUGUGCAGGACAACGCCGACGUUGUGAGGGAAGCUCUAUGCGCCCCUCUUCGCCGUCCAGCGUCCCGCCGAGCCUGCACAGUGCGGUGCCUGCGCGGCUGCCGAGUGGAGGCCUGGGGACCCUGGUCUCCUUGCCCUAACUCUUGUGAACCAGGCAAGCAAGUGCGCGUACGCAUCGUCCACGGCGGCCCCAACUGCGGGCCGCGGCAGGAGGCCCGCGAGUGCCCCGUGGCGCGGACCUGCAAGCCCUGGGAGGCGAGCUGGGUGACCGGAGACUGGACCGCGUGCAGACUACCCCCCGAACAGCACUGCGGGAUUGGCUAUAGAGUGCGAAGUGUAUGGUGUGGGUCGGAGUCGCACCGAGUGGAGGCGGGGUCGUGCAGCGGGCAGCGCGUGCCGCAGAGCGUGGCCGCGUGCGCCGUGCCCUGCGACCGCCGCGUCUCCUUCGGCUGCGAUGUCAUCUGCGCGGACCCGCUCAAAUACUUAGAUGCAUCACAUCCAGACAUACCAAUUUGCAUUUGCAAAAAUGUAUCUUUGGAACUUCUCCCCGCUGACUCCGAUUGUAUACUUCCACCUGGACUUGAAUGUGGAGAAGGCAGAUCGUUGCGAGCGGCCCGCUGCAUGGUCGGCGGUCGAGAUGUGCCCAUGGAAGUUUGCAAAAAAUAUCAUCCUCUAACUGGUCCAAACCGCGUGCGCGAGGCGUCAACAGACGGGUACAAGUACGACACUGAGUUCCAGAGCUUGCUGCGCGGCGCGUGCAGCGUGCGGUGCGCGCGCGACUGCGCGGCCGGGCCCUGGGGCGAGUGGGGGCCCUGCGCGCCCGAGCCCGGCUCCCGCGCUGCCUUCCGCUUCCGCACUAGAGAGGUGAUAGAAGAAGGGUCGGGCGGCGGUCGAGAAUGUGGCGCUACGCUCCAGCGCGCGACGUGCGAGGUGGCGGCGCCGCGCUGGGCCGUGGGCGAGUGGAGCGUGUGCGCGCCGCGCCGCGCGCUGUGCGGCCGCGCGCUCGUCAACAGGACCGUCGCAUGCGUGGACGCAGACGGCAACUGGCUGGACGACGCGAACUGCGAGGCGAGCGGAGCGGGCCCGGCGCCGGCGCGCGAGACCAGCUGCCGCGCGCCCUGCCCCGGCGACUGCGUGCUCAGCGCCUGGUCCGACUGGAGCCCGUGCGAACAGACGAAGUGGGGUGGACGUCGAGACCGCACUCGGGUGGUACUUCGGCCAGCGUCAGAUGGUGGCGCAGCUUGCGGUCACCUCGUGGCGGCUGAACCCUGCUCCCCGCACGAGUACUCCUGGCAUAUCUCACCUUGGGACGACUGCCAGCCUCUAGGAGGAUCUCCUUGUGGUGAAGGUAUUAAGAAGAGAGCUGUCCGGUGUCUUCGAAGCGAUGGCGUUUUUGUCAACAAUUCAUUCUGUCCCAACGCAAGUGCAAUGGAACCGAGCGAGUCCUGGUGCUAUGUGCCUUGUGGCGUGGACUGUGAGCUGGGAGAGUGGAGCCCCUGGGACACUUCUGCUUGUUCUUGCGGCGACGCGUCUUCAGCGAGGCACAUGAGACGAACUAGACAACACCUGACAGCGGCGGUGUGGCCGGGCCGAGCGUGCCCGCCGAGCGAGCAGCGCGCUCCGUGCCCGCGCGCGCCGUGUCUGCGGCUCGUGGCGCGGCCCAGCCUGGGCUGCCAUGUCCAGACGGCAUCCCGCGAAGAAGCCGACGGCGCGUGCGGUUGGGGCGUGAAGAUCUCCCACGCUCGCUGCGAACUGACGAGCGUUGGGGACGAGCCCGCCUCGGAGGCCUAUCUGGAGCCCUGGCGCUGCGCUGUCGCCCUCCCUGGCAGGAUAAUAGCCCCUCCGCUGCAUUUCCAGGAGGAAGUAUGUGAGGUGGAGUGUGAUUGCGAGGCGCUGGGCGCGGCCCCGGGUCCGUGGGGCGCGUGGGGCCCCUGCCGCGGGGGCGCUCGCUCGCGCUCCCGGCAGCUGUUGUUGCCCGCCAGACGCGCCUGCCGGACUCCUAACAGAUUCGUGACGAUCGAGUGGGCGAACUGCACGGGCUCGGCGGACGAGAUCCCGGAGCUGCUGGCGGCGGAGCGCGGGGAGAAGCCGCGCCGCGCCUGGCUCGGCAAAGAUGUCUACCACGACGGCUACGUGGAGGGCAGCACCUCAGUGCUGGCAGUGGUGUGGACGGCCACCAUUGUGCUCAGCUUGUACGGGGCCUUCAUGCUAUACCGAGGGUUUCUCAGGUGUCUGAGAAGCAGAAAAAUGAAGACCAUCACCAAAGUCUAAGUGGAAAUAGAGAUAUGGAUCUUUGAUGACAAUCCUUCUGUCUGAAAAAGCCGCGCGAUAUCCUAAAUCAAAAACAGUCGUUUAGAGAGACACUAGACCCACACAGGGGCUUGUAUAUUCUUCAUAGGCCGCUAAACAGCAAUUCUUGCAUUGUUGUUUCUGUUUAACGGGCAAAAACUUGGCCAUAAAGCAGGCAAGGCGCGUGACACUGCUUAUAUUACAGUUUGACACUUCUGCGUGUUGCAGGCGUCCAUAGACUGCAGUGACCACUUUCCAUCUAGUGACCGCAACGAGCACAUGUCUGUUUGUCAACUUAGUAAUAUAAAAAGUACCUGUGAUGGUCUCUAGUCUCAGCUCUUUGGGGUGGUAUCUGUCAGGAUAUUUCCUAUCUCGAUUUAUGUUGAACCUAAAGUUGUAUAUUUUGUUGAGUUUAUAUUUUUAUUACGUAAAUACCAAAGGUCUAGGUUAUGUUGUUAGUAUGUAUCAACUAUUUGGUCGUUACGUUUUGUAUCUCAAGUUAUACAUAAUCUAGUUAACUUAUUCAAGUAUUUUGCUAAACAACUCUUAAUCUUGAAAAAUGUUUUGCUUCCACCAUGAGAGUUCAUUUAAAUGUUGUCAGCUACUUCUACCAAAUUUAGUCCCCUCAUAACAAAUGGCAAUAGCUUGCAUGAACACGAACAAAUGGACGUUCGAAGCAUGCAGUGUAAUUUAGCGAAAUAGCAUAAUGUAAGAAAACUAAAAUCCAAUGAAACCAUUGACAUCAUUAUAAGUAUAAUCGCAAAUAUCAACAGUUAAAAAUAAGUUAGGAAUAUGACAAAUUAGCCAGCAAACAGUCUGUCCGCAGGUGUGCUUCCAUGUUUUUACGACAAAUGUAUGGUAAUUUAGACGGUU
Molecule: messenger RNA, 4827 nt
Organism: Plodia interpunctella (Indianmeal moth)
Lineage: Eukaryota; Metazoa; Arthropoda; Insecta; Lepidoptera; Pyralidae
Product: thrombospondin type-1 domain-containing protein 7A-like
Exons: 29
Coding region: 154-3936 (1260 amino acids)
Biological process (GO): actin cytoskeleton organization
Cellular component (GO): plasma membrane
Source: RefSeq, a predicted model, not a curated record